AUGAAGAUGGUGGAGGUUUUUGGGGGUGAUAACAAGGACCACUUGGAGCUGUGCAGACCCAGCCAAUUUUCAUCUUGCAUCACCACCUAUAAGAAAACUCCUCCACCAGUGCCGCCCCGAACCUCAACCUGUUCUUCAGCCUCCAAGCCCUACAUCUCCAUCACAGCUCAGAGCAGCACAGAGUCUGCACAGGAUGCAUAUAUGGAAGAAGAGGGACCCAGAGGUGACAUGACCAUCCAAUCAGGGCUCAGUAACUCAACAGAAAGCAUUGACAGUAUGAAGGCCUUGACAGCUGCCAUAGAAGCUGCUAAUGCACAGGUCCAUGGACCAGCCAGUCAGCAUGUCAGUAACAGCACCAUGACAGUCAGCAUACCCACCCCCUCAGUCCUCAGCAGGGGGCCAGUUAUUGAAGACCACCGAGAUGGAUACAGGAAAGAAGCUUUCAGGAAGGGCAAAUGUCUCUCCAUAGGCAUCCAGGUGGAUGGACCUGAGGAGGUUCCGGAUCCAGAAGACCCAUCCAAGUUCACCUCUGUAGGGGUGCAAGUGGAGGAUGACAGAGG
Messenger RNA from Micropterus salmoides (largemouth bass), 560 nucleotides. Its product is annotated as disks large-associated protein 1-like. Lineage: Eukaryota; Metazoa; Chordata; Actinopteri; Centrarchiformes; Centrarchidae. Gene Ontology annotation, biological process: signaling. Gene Ontology annotation, molecular function: molecular adaptor activity. The transcript is spliced from 5 exons. The annotation marks the transcript as partial. The record is from RefSeq and is a predicted model, not a curated record. Gene Ontology annotation, cellular component: postsynaptic specialization; glutamatergic synapse.